This is a messenger RNA of Staurois parvus, 241 nucleotides long. The record is from the annotation of a GenBank genome assembly. Lineage: Eukaryota; Metazoa; Chordata; Amphibia; Anura; Ranidae.
UUGGGUCACAAUGCUACUCCUCCAUAAAUAAAGCACAGUGAGUGUGUCACCCUAGUUGCCAGGGGUGGACUGACAACUCAUGGGGCCCCCAGGCAAUAGGGGAUCAUGGGGCCCCUGUGUCCUUGCCCAGACUCAAAAAAGCCUAGGAAAAAGGUACCAGGGGCAUCUCAUGGGGCCCCCUACUGACCCCGGGCCCUUGGGCAGUGCCCGAGUUUCCAAAUGGUCAGUCCGCCCCUGCCUA